UGACGGAAAGGCAAGAUGGCGGCCACGGGAGAGGAGGCUGCUGCGAUGGAUAGCAUCUCCAGAGUACCCCCGGCCCAUCCUACCGUCCUCAGCCUGGGAGGGAGCUCCGAAACCCGGGGAGAGCCUGGCGAGACUGCUGCUGACGGCCAGGUUGUGCCCGCUGCGCCCAAGAAGCCUACCAGCAGCAGUGACGGUGGGGUGGAGACUGCAGAGGAGGCUGUAGAACCAGACAUCAAUGAGCUCUGUACAGACAUGUUCGAUAAGAUGGCGGUCUUCCUACAAGGAGAACUCACAGGCACCUGUGAGGACUACCGUCUGCUGGAGAAUAUGAACAAGCUGACCAGUCUGAAGUACAUGGAGAUGAAAGACAUCAGCAUUAAUAUCAGCAGGAACCUGCAGGACCUCAACCUCAAGUACGCCAGCCUCCAGCCCUAUCUAGAGCAGAUAAACCAGAUUGAGGAACAAGUGUCGUCUCUGGAGCAGGCUGCUUAUAAACUGGACACCUACUCCAAGAAGCUUGAGGCCAAGUUCAAGAAACUGGAGAAGCGAUGAUGAAGAGUAAAUAUGGAAGAAGAAUAUAAGGAAAGGAGGAAGAGGGGUUGAUGGAGGAGGCCUGAGGGGGUACUGGUCCUCCUUCUCCCCGUCUGUAGACUAACCCAUUUGAUCUGAGGAAGCAAGACCCACAUCUUUACAACACCAGCCUUAUAUAGAGAGGUGUGAGGUAGCCUGGGGUUGGUUGGAGGGAUAUCCCAGAUGUUAGACCUAGUAUUAUAAUUUUUGUUGGAUCAUUAAAGUUGCUUGUAGAUGGGG
This is a messenger RNA of Salvelinus namaycush (lake trout), 810 nucleotides long. Its product is annotated as biogenesis of lysosome-related organelles complex-1 subunit 2-like. The record is from RefSeq and is a predicted model, not a curated record. Gene Ontology annotation, biological process: endosomal transport; lysosome localization. NCBI's taxonomy places the organism in Eukaryota, Metazoa, Chordata, Actinopteri, Salmoniformes, Salmonidae. Gene Ontology annotation, molecular function: gamma-tubulin binding. The transcript has 5 exons. The coding region runs from base 16 to 552 and encodes 178 amino acids. Gene Ontology annotation, cellular component: BLOC-1 complex; BORC complex; gamma-tubulin complex.